Molecule: messenger RNA, 2361 nt
Organism: Antrostomus carolinensis (chuck-will's-widow)
Lineage: Eukaryota; Metazoa; Chordata; Aves; Caprimulgiformes; Caprimulgidae
Gene: FZD6
Product: frizzled class receptor 6
Exons: 8
Biological process (GO): non-canonical Wnt signaling pathway; canonical Wnt signaling pathway
Cellular component (GO): plasma membrane
Molecular function (GO): Wnt-protein binding; Wnt receptor activity
Source: RefSeq, a predicted model, not a curated record
GGUCUGAUCGGGUGGGAUUCUUCCCAGAAGGUCCCUGAAGAGGCCAAAGUUGGCUCAGCUGAAGUUCAGAGUUGCAGUCUUGCUUACUGCCCUGUUUCCUCCCAGCAGGAUCAUGAACUCCACAAUCUCACAGCCACUACAGCCAAGGCUGCCCCCAACCUUCACAUCCCCAACUACUCCUUCAUUAUUUGUUUAAAGCUCCAUGUUGGCCAGUCUAUUGGCAAAGGCACGUGUACCCCUGUUGGUGAGGUGGAUCCCAUCACUCACAAGCAGCUGUUGAUCAUCAAACCGGGUUCCAUGAUCAUAGAAACCAAAACCCUGUUGCCAGCACCAGUGGCACAGGCAGUUGUUUACUUGGAGAACAUGUCUAUGCCUCUUCUCAUCUGCAACCCUGACUGGUGUCAAAAGCCUUUUCUUACGCUUAUGAAUCUUCACUGUUCACCAGACAUCCACACAUUUCUGUGCAAAGCCUUUGUCCCUGCCUGCCUGGAGCAAGCUCACGUGAUUCACCCUUGUCGAAACCUCUGUGAGAAAGUGUAUUCUGACUGUAAGCAGUUGAUGGACACUUUUGGAAUCACGUGGCCUGAAGAGCUGGAAUGUACCAGACUAGUCAAUUGUGAUGAGACUGUUCCUGCCACUGCUGCUGUAACCACAGAUGUACACGGAACUCGGAAGACCCCAGGCCAGGCCCGAAGGGAUUUUGGAUUCUGGUGUCCACGACACCUACACACGACCAAUGGACAAGGCUACAAGUUUCUAGGAAUUGAUCAGUGUGCACCCCCAUGUCCCAAUAUGUACUUCAAAAAUUAUGAAUUGGACGUUGCAAAGAGCUUCAUUGGAAUAGUUUCAAUCUUUUGUCUCUGUGCUACGCUUUUCACGUUCCUGACUUUUCUGAUUGAUGUUAAAAGGUUUAGGUACCCAGAGCGGCCGAUCAUAUAUUAUUCUGUCUGUUACAGCAUAGUCUCUCUCAUGUACUUUAUCGGAUUUUUACUUGGGAACAGAACUGCCUGUAAUGAGGCAGAUGAUAAGUUAGAAAUUGGUGAAACAGUUGUUCUUGGCUCCCAAAACAAAGCCUGUACUGUCCUCUUCAUGGUUUUGUAUUUUUUCACUAUGGCAGGAACUAUAUGGUGGGUGAUUCUUACAAUCACUUGGUUCCUUGCAGCAGGAAGAAAAUGGAGCUGUGAAGCUAUUGCACAAAAAGCCAUGUGGUUCCAUGCGGUUGCGUGGGGAAUACCUGGUUUUCUAACCAUUAUGCUCCUUGCAAUGAACAAAGUUGAAGGGGACAAUAUCAGUGGAGUUUGUUUUGUGGGUCUCUACGAUCUGGAUGCCUCUCUGUACUUCGUGCUUUUGCCGUUGUGCCUUUGUGUUUUUUUCGGUCUCUCUCUUCUUUUAGCUGGUAUUAUUUCUUUAAAUCACGUGCGGCAAGUCAUACAGCAUGAUGGCAGAAACCAGGAGAAGCUGAAGAAAUUUAUGAUCCGAAUUGGAGUUUUUAGUGGGUUAUACUUGGUGCCACUAGUAGCACUUCUGGGAUGUUACGUCUAUGAACUGGUGAACCGGAAAACCUGGGAAACAACCUGGGUAUUUGACCACUGUGACCAGUACCAUAUUCCUUGUCCUUACCAGGCAAAGGCACUAGCAAGACCAGAAAUAUUUUUGUUUCUGAUGAAAUAUUUGCUGACAUUAAUUGUUGGCAUAUCUCCAGUCUUCUGGGUGGGAAGUAAAAAGACCUGCUCCGAAUGGGCCAAUUUCUUCAACAGAAACAGAAAAAGAGAUCCAAUCAGUGAGAGUCGAAGAGUGCUGCAAGAAUCAUGCGAAUUUUUCUUGAGGCACAAUUCCAAAGUCAAACAUAAAAAGAAGCACUACAAAUCAACUUCACACAGACUGAAAGUAAUUUCGAAGUCGAUGGGGACUAGUACGGGUGGCACAACAAAUCAUGGAACUUCUGCAGUAGCAAUCACUAAUCAUGAUUACUUAAGCCAAGAAACUGUUGCAGAAAUUAAAACCUCUCCAGAGACAUCUGAGAAAGAGAUAGAGGCAGACAGAACAUCAGCCCGAAGAGUCGAGGAAGGUGAAAACAGUGGAGAUCAAAUGUUAUCUAGUUCCAAACUGACCAUGGAUCAGGUGGAAAAAAGAAACAAAGCAGAUAGCACAUGUGAUAUGAGUAGCUUGGCUGAGAGUAUGAAGAGAGUAGGUGAAGGAGGAAGAAUAACUCCUAAAAACGAUUUUAUUGAAUCUCCUCCAGUACAAAGCAGCUGUUCCCAAAUACCUGAUGUCUCACAGUCAGCUUCCGUAUCACUACUUGUCUACUCAGCUUCAGACACCAGAAGAGAGUUGGAUUCAGGAAACAGUUCAAACCCUUGA